Molecule: messenger RNA, 933 nt
Organism: Dromiciops gliroides (monito del monte)
Lineage: Eukaryota; Metazoa; Chordata; Mammalia; Microbiotheria; Microbiotheriidae
Gene: THAP8
Product: THAP domain containing 8
Exons: 4
Coding region: 1-864 (287 amino acids)
Source: RefSeq, a predicted model, not a curated record
AUGAGCAACCUUCUUUCUUUGAGGCUCGCAGGCUGGAGUAAAUCACGUGACCAGGGCGGCGCACAGAACCAGGCCGACCCGAGAAUCCCGCGGAGCCCCGAGGGAGGGAGCUACACUGGGCCGAGACAGAGGUCGGGGCCAUGCCCACGUCUUCCCUGGCUCCGCCCUGCCCUAACACUGCUGGCCUACUCGGCGCCGAGAACCGCCGCCUCGGCUUUUUCACAUAAGCUGAGGCGGCCCGACCCUGACGGCGGGGAUCCCCGCGCAGCAGCAGCAGCCCUGAAGGCGACCGUGACCGUGGCCUCCUGGGGGGCCUCCGCGCUCCCGGGGACGGCGUACCUGGAGGCCUGGCCGGCCCAACCCCACGAGGCGCGGCCCCUGCCCCCCGUGACCGUGGUGUCGUCGGCGCUCGUCACCCCCAUCGUGUCCACGCUCCCCAUCGUGUCCCACGCGACCGCCGAGACCUCGGCCGAGGCUGAGCGGGACGAGGCCGGGGGGCCCGACGGGGCGGGCGGGGAGCCGUCCGGGGCGGCCCCGCGCGGCGAGCACGCCUACCACCGCGCGCGGCUGGAGCCCAGGGCCGGCCUGGACGGGGUGGUAGCCGCGCUGCAGCGCAAGGUGCGGGGGCUGCAGCAGCGGCAGCGGCGGCACCGCGCGCGCCUGGGCGCCCUCGAGGGGCUGGUGCAGCAGCUGCGCCGGGACCACCUGCUGUCCCACGAGCGGCUGCGGCUGCUGGGCGCGGCAUGCCUGCCCGGGGUCCCCGCGCGCCCCGAGCCCACGGGUGCUGGCGCCGUGGCCAUAGUCUGCGGGGAGCAGCCCGCGGCCGCCGUGCUCUACACGCUGACGCCAGCCCACGACCCCUGAGCGCCUGGGGGGAGGGGGCUUCCGUGCCUCAGUGGCUCUUUUGGACUCAAUAAACUAACUUGAGAAAAA